CUAACUGAUAAUAAUCCCCAAACCCUAGAGAUCACAAACCAGCGGCCAGUGAGUUAAUUGCCUUUGCUUCUCAAAUUUUCAGCCAUGGCGGACGUGGAAGCAGAUGUUGCGGCGCCAGGGCUGCCGAAGAAGAGGACGUUCAAGAAGUUCAGCUUCAGAGGUGUCGAUCUCGAUGCGCUUCUUGACAUGUCUACUGACGAGCUGGUCAAGCUCUUCCCGGCCCGCGCUCGCCGGAGGUUUCAGCGCGGAUUGAAGAGGAAGCCGAUGGCAUUGAUCAAGAAGCUGCGCAAGGCGAAACGGGAUGCCCCACCUGGGGAGAAGCCUGAACCAGUCAGGACUCACCUCCGCAACAUGAUCAUUGUACCUGAGAUGAUAGGUAGCAUUAUUGGGGUUUACAAUGGAAAGACCUUUAAUCAAGUUGAAAUCAAACCAGAAAUGAUUAGCCAUUAUCUAGCUGAAUUCUCAAUCAGUUACAAGCCUGUCAAGCACGGAAGGCCGGGUAUUGGUGCCACCCACUCUUCUAGGUUCAUUCCUCUCAAGUGAAGAUUUUGCAUGUGCUUUAUAUUGUUGGCCUAAUGGCAGUGCUAACUUGAUUUUUGCUGAAUUUUGACCAACAUAUAUUGUAGUGAUUUUGUCUUGUUCUUUAAGUAAAAUGACUUCAUCUUUGAACA
Molecule: messenger RNA, 671 nt
Organism: Corylus avellana
Lineage: Eukaryota; Viridiplantae; Streptophyta; Magnoliopsida; Fagales; Betulaceae
Product: small ribosomal subunit protein uS19x
Biological process (GO): ribosomal small subunit assembly; translation
Cellular component (GO): cytosolic small ribosomal subunit; ribosome
Molecular function (GO): structural constituent of ribosome; RNA binding
Source: RefSeq, a predicted model, not a curated record